CUGCGCAUGCGUGAUCAUUCAACAACGUUCUGUCUCAGAAAGAAGCUAGUGCUCCGGAGCGUCGUCACCAGCCAUGACUGAACAACGAAACGGUGAACAAACGCCUCCCGCGUUUGCCUUCAUCAAAGAAGCAACCCCGGGUACAAGCCGCGAAAGCGGCGAGGAUGCCUCAGGCCCUUCGGACGAUUACCCUGCGUAUAUUGACGAGUACAUCAAUGACGCGUUGAAGGCGUUGAACCGCCAGACCGAUGCCACUGACGUCAAUGAUGCCACUGACAGCGGAAGCGCCAACUACGCACCCGUGGUGUCCACCGCUAGUGCUGAUCACGCCUGGCCCAGAACGAGCCACGCUGACAUCGAGAAACUAUCCUCCCCUACGAAAGACACAGCGAGCUGUUCUGACGACGCCUGGCGUUGCCAGCGGAACGCGCAGCACAGGCCGAUAGCCGACCAGACGUACAACCUAGACGGUGUCUAUUCCAGCCGUAGCCUUAGUCACGUGCACCUGGGGCCCACAAGCAGCAUCGAUCACAAGAAGCCCAGCACAAGCCGCGCUGGAAUGGUGGAGGCAUCAGCAAGUUUACAAUACGGAGCCAGAAAUCCUCACACCACGCGGGUUCACCAAAGCAACACGCAGUACUACUCGACUGCAGGCGCAUCCACCAUGCAGGGCUAUACACACAACAGAGAAACCGGAAGCACUAGUUUCACACUUCCAGUCUACAGCAGCAGCGUCGGUGGCAAAUACGCAGUGGCCAGUACAAGCCACGCGGGCACGGAGGAAGCAUCGGGCAUUCUGGGAAAUGAUGCUAGAAUUCCUGACGCCAGCGGCGCUGAGCCAUGGAGUAUGCAGUACUACGCGGCUUGUGGCACAACUACAGUCUCCGGCCAUACACAUGUCACUGAAAGCGGAAUCACCAGUUCCCUACCUAUGGCGUCCAGCAGCAGCGUCAAUCACGGACAGCCCAGUACAAGCCGCGCUAGAAUGGAGGAGGCAUCGGCCGUUACGGAAAACAUCGCUAGGAAUGCUCCUGGAACCGUAGGAAGGGAACAACGAGAGUUGUGUGGUGUCUUACACGGACACGCCAAGGAACCCACGGAUGACACAACCCAGAUUUGUAGAGCCUGUGAUCAAUCGUCUGUGAAGAUGUCUAAAUCUGUAGAACAUUUCCGCAACCGCACUGGCAAAAAACGCAAAUGCGAAACCUGUGGUAAAGAGUUCCACCGGGCUUAUGAUCUAACUCAUCACCGCACGCAUACAGACGAGAGACCCUACAAAUGCCAAGUAUGUGAAAAAUCGUUCCGGCAUUCUUGUCAUCUAAAAAUCCAUAACCGCACUCAUACAGACGAGAGACCCCACAAAUGCCAAAUAUGUGCUAAAUCGUUUCGGCAGUCUAGUCAUCUAGAUAACCAUAGGCGCACACAUACAGACGAGAGACCCUACAAAUGCCAAAUAUGUAAUAAAUCUUUCAGGCAGUCUAAUCAUCUAGAUAACCAUAAGCGCGUGCACACAGGUGAGAAACCAUAUAUUUGCAAAACAUGCAGUAAAUCAUACACACAGUUGGCAACUCUCCGUACACAUGAGCACACUCACGCAGAGGAGAAACCUCAUGCAUGCCAAAAAUGUGGUAAAUCAUUUGAAAAGAAAUAUGACCUCAAGAGACAUUUAGACUGCCAAUGUGGAAACAGCGCUUUUGUUUGCGAAAUCUGUGAUCGAUUCUUUAUGAAGAAUUCGACUCUUCUUCGUCACCGCCGAACAAAGCACGUGGAUGAAACUCCUUUUGAGUGUAUGCAGUGUGGUUGUCGUUUUGCAGACAAAGAAACACGCGAUAGGCAUCUGUGCCAGGAGGAACGCAAGAUGUGAAUGAUUCCGUCUGGUUUUUCGAAAUUGCGCGACAAGAUCUAAUCACCAGAACUAUUUGGGGUGCUUCAAUAUCAAAAAACACUGUAGGUCCUGGCCAGCGCUCACUGUUCCGUGAACUACGUUGUUGGUGAACGUCGCUUAAACAAACUGAUUCCAAGACAAACCUUAAUGAGCUGCAAGAUUGUGUUUUGCGUAACUAGAGGGUUGAGGGAAAUGUCCCCAAAGAUCCUUGACCCCCAUUUGGUUAGGCAAACUUCUUGUGAAGGUCGUUUUACAGUGUACCAGCGAAGAAGCUUUGAUGAACCAUAUUCGUAUUGAUAUUCCAGGGUAAAAAGAAUGGAAUAUCUCUCUAGGAAGCAUUUAAUAAAGGGCGUAUUGUAUUCUUGUCAACUAAACAGUAAUUUCUGCCAUUAAUCGAGGUCUUGAGGCAAAGUUGGUUUCGAGAAGAAGCACUUGCAGAUGCUUUUAUGACAAUGCUUAACUACAUCGUAGGCGUAUGAAAAGUAUCCGCUUGAAAGUUUCUUCAAUGCAUUGACCGUUCUUUGGCGCCUGUAUGCAUACCGAAAAUGUUUUUUUCUAUACCAUAAAAUAGGCUGAUGACGAUAUUGAGACAGUAUUGGACUCGAAUCAUGUGGGAAUUCAUGAUAUGACAUGGUCUCCCCCUAAGAAUAUUUUUAGUUGUUUUAUUGUGGCAGGACUUCUGAAGUUUAAUAGACGGCUUUUCAUCUACUCAAAAUUCGUCUGUUUUGACUCGGACUGCUCUCUAGUAGCAGCUGUCAAAUCUUUUUAGCCUGAAGGGACAGAACUUUCUGUGCAAAAAUGACAAUAAAUGUGUGACA
Molecule: messenger RNA, 2703 nt
Organism: Dermacentor andersoni
Lineage: Eukaryota; Metazoa; Arthropoda; Arachnida; Ixodida; Ixodidae
Source: RefSeq, a predicted model, not a curated record